This is a messenger RNA of Mycena citricolor, 6758 nucleotides long. NCBI's taxonomy places the organism in Eukaryota, Fungi, Basidiomycota, Agaricomycetes, Agaricales, Mycenaceae. The record is from the annotation of a GenBank genome assembly.
UUUCAACCCGGUAAUCCCUCAGUAUUCGACGAGGACAAAUAGACACCUUCGAUAUAGGCGAGCGUAUUCUAGAUCUAUCUUUUCGAGCCGGUGGGAGAACAAAACACGCUUUGUUCGCCUGUGUCUGCGAACGUUAAAACUGUCGGGCGGCAAAUACCGCCCUCAGGUGCUCGUAAAAUCGAUGUCCAUGACCCCGUAGCUCCUGCCGAACUGCGAGAAUGGACUCCGUUGAAUGACAUGGCCAAGUUCAAAGAGUGGAGACAACGUUCUAUCCACUCAUUUGGAGCAGCGCUGGCCGACAAUGUAUAGUUGGGGUCCGAGAAUCGCGUUCUGAGCGGGCACCCGAGUUGCAAGCGGCGGAAUCGAACCCACUUCGGAAAAAGAAACCUCCCAGAAGUUGCUUAAUUGACAGUUAUUCACUAAAGAAGCCCAAACAUGGCAUGUGCUUCACCCAAACAAUAAUUUCUUCGGUCUUCAUGCCCGCCGGACCUAAACAGGAACAAGUGGCAGUGCAGGGAGUGGUGAUUGCCAUCGUCUUCCGGAUCCUGCCGGGCCACGAUUCUGCCAUGCACUUGCAACCUCGACCCAGAUGCGAUCCCCAGUAAUUCUCGAUCAGAUUGGGAAUUCGUAACGUCAGAGCGCCCCACAGAGCCAUGUCCCGUCAGCCGAGCGCUAUCCUGCUACCACGUCUGGUUGACCCGCACGGCCCACAUUGCGUCAGCGCCGGCGGCGCAAACGUAACGGGCGGCGUUCCUGCCUCUGGGCUGGAAAUUUUACGAUGUCGGCUCAGCGGCGAAUAACAGCGGUCCAUGAUAGUUCUCGGAUAUCAUUGCGGAGGAAAUGAAGGGCUGCGAACAGGCGGAAUGGGGAACCAGGUCAUGUCCAUGACCACGAGACGGCGAGUGUUGUGUCAUUUGCGAAGUUUCAAAGUCUGCCAGGAGCAGAUGGACUGCUCUCCUAGGGCUGAAGUUGCCCCCUUCGGCAGUCUCAGUUGUUCCUAGCGCUGCUCUGAUAUUUACGACAGCUCUCCUUCGUCAUCAUUUCCCAUGAAGCGGAAUCCAGGCGACAUCCAGGUGGUGGUGUGAUUUCCGCCUUCCUACGGGGAAACAGAGACUGGGGAAACUCGAACCAGUGUUUCGCUGCUUAGAAAUACAUCGUGCGAUGUUCUCCUCCCGAGCGCUUCUUUCUCUGGUGGCGAUCGCUCGAAUGACCUCUGGUCUCACGAUUGGACCUAUUGGUCUACUGGUGGUGGCCAAUGCGACCAUCGCCCCGGACGGUAUCCCUCGUGCCGCCGUGCUGGCCGGGGGGACGUUCCCCGGCCCACUCGUCACAGGCCUCGUCGGGGAUAACUUCCUGCUCACAGUCAUCGAUCAGCAGCAGGAUAACCGCAUGCUCGAGCCGACGUCUAUCCAUUGGCACGGAUUGUUCCAGAACGGGACCAACUACAUGGACGGGCCCUCGUUCAUCAAUCAGUGUCCGAUCUCUCCUGGAAACUCUUUCACCUAUGACUUUACCUCCCAGCAGUCGGGGACGUUUUGGUAUCACUCCCACCUUGCUACACAGUACUGUGAUGGCUUGCGUGGAGCAAUGGUCAUCUACGAUCUCCUGGACCCUUACCGUGGCCUAUACGAUAUCGACGACGAGACCACGGUCAUCACUCUGGCUGACUGGUACAGCGCCUUUGCUGAGACCGUAGUCGGUGUGGGUACCCCGUCUUCCGUGCUGAUCAACGGGCUUGGACGUACCGCUGCCACAGUCUCAAACACGACUCUGGCUGUCAUCAAUGUCAUACAGGGCUUACGUUACCGAUUUCGUUUGGUCAAUACAGCCUGUGACUCCAACUAUGUGUUCCAAAUCGACGGCCAUAAGAAUCUCACCAUCAUCGAGGCUGACGGGAUCCUCCACCAGCCGUUGACCGUCGACUCCAUCCAAAUCUACGCAGCUCAACGAUAUUCGUUCAUCCUGUCCGCCAACCAGCCCAUCGGGAACUACUGGAUUCGUGCGAACCCGAACACCGGUCCCACGGGUUUCGCCGGGGGAAUCAACUCUGCGAUCCUUCGCUACGUUGGAGCGAGCUUUUCAGAGCCCAGGACCUCGCAGGACAAGUCGGUCAACGGACUGGUUAACGAAGUCAAUCUCCACCCCCUCGUGAACCCCGGUGCGCCUGGUCGCCCAUUCAUCGGUGGUGCGGAUGUGCAGCUCAAUCUGGCUUUGGCAUUCGAUUUUACGACGUUCAGAUUCAAGAUCAACGGCGCCUCCUUUGUUCCGCCGACGGUUCCAGUGCUGCUCCAGAUUCUGUCUGGCGCACAGAGCGCCCAGUCACUGCUCCCCAAGGGCUCGGUGUACACACUUCCGCACUUUGCGUCCGUGGAAAUCACGCUUGCGGGGGGCGUGGUAGGCGGUGGCCACCCGUUCCAUUUGCACGGUCAUGCCUUCGAUGUGAUCCGCUCGGCCGGAAGCAGCACGUACAACUACGUCAACCCCGCCCGCCGUGACGUCGUCAACAUCGGAACCACAGGCGACAAUGUGACGAUCCGUUUCUUCACGGACAACCGCGGACCGUGGUUUCUCCACUGCCACAUCGACUGGCACCUGGAAGCUGGUUUUGCCGUCGUGAUGGCCGAGGACGUGGCCGACUGGAAGUCGGAGCUGAUCCCGCCGUCUGCAUGGAACCAGCUGUGCCCUAUCUAUAACGCGCUUCCGGCCUCGAUUACUUCUCACGCGGCCUGAACACCGAUACAUGUCGCCUGACUUAUUCGAGAAUUAAUUCAUAUUUUGCUUCUGCAAUCCUUUUAUUCGCUGCGAGAUAAACGUCACUGUUCAAUCUUGCUCCACAUGCUAUCGUUGAAUUUGCAAAAUUGAACAUCGAGGCACGUGUCCCUGGGAAAGGCUUCAUGAUGGGAGUCACGUGUCCUCAGAAUCAUCCUUUAAAGACCCCAUCCACUGCUGCCAGCCACGUAUUGACUCCUCCCAUUACUGAACCCCAUCCCAAACUUGAGAUCGAAGGACAUCACCAUUAAUGCCUUCCUGUCCAAUUCUGCCUCGACAAUAGCGAACGUCCGACUGCCUGGCGUUUUCCAUAAGCCUGCCAUGCGACCGAUGAAGCGAAGCUCAGUGCUGGGGAUAUCAUUUGAGGCCACUGCACGAUGUUCCCCUUGAAACAACUCUUUCGACCAGCUCUAUGUGGGGAGUGAGGGCCGAGGGAGGCCUGUCGUGUCUGACAACAAGAGUGCGGCUAGCUUCGAUUUCAGAUAGAGGCAAUCAAGCCCUCGCUAUUAGCUGUGAACCUCGACUCGACGUGUCAAGGACGUGUUGACGUCAGUUCACAGCAUCAGGGGUCCAGUGCACUGCCUUCCCCGAGACACGAUAUAAACAGACUCAUGUUCUUGGCAACGGGUUGGACAUCUUCAAUCUCUCACCAAAACGAUGAACUCUGCCCAGAUGCAAGACCGCGCCAUGGGAGCCAUCUUUGGUUCUGCAUUGGGAGAUGCUAUCGGGAUAUACACCGAAUUCAUGACACCAGCCAUGGCAGUCGCUGCAUACGGCUCUGAACGGCCUGCUUUCACCCUCGUGGAGCCAGAAACACCACUGCAUCAAGACAGCCAUAGAUGUCGAUUCGAAAGCGCAAGUCCGGGCAGAUGGGCGAGGGCAAACGACUGAUCAGCAGCACAGCGCGCGUGGACGGAUGAUACGGACCACGCGAUACUCAUCAUCCUGUCGUAUCUGCGCACUCGCGAGCUCGCUCCUGGGGACUUUGCGACAAGACUGCACUCGUGGUGCAACCAAGGCCUGCGUGUGCUGAACCGGCUUCCCAUGGGUCUCGGACGCACCGUCGGAAGCGUCGUUCACGCGCCCUCUUUCCUCUCCGACCCAGUGGGCACAGCGCUCUCGCACUGGGAAAAGUCGGGCCGCAGCGUCGCCCCCAACGGAUCGCUCAUGCGCACCGCGCCGGUUGGCGUCAUCUGCAUUAACGCGUCCGAGCCGGAGACAUUCGCCACAGCGAUACGGAUGGGCGAGGUCACCCAUGCCGAUCCUCGCUGCGCUGUCUCCGUCGCCAUCGUUUGCGGACUCAUCCGUGGCCUCUGCCGUGGCGAGAUAACGGCACUGGAGCACAUCGACCAGCUCAUCGAGCGGGCGUGGACCCACGUCUCUGCGAUCUUCGUCGAUCCCCUGGACCGCACCGAGUUUGACCGAUACGUGUACUACCCUUCGGAUCCUACUUCCUCGCUGUCCGGCAUGGUGCUGUGCGACCGGACGAUGGGAUACGUGUACAAAUGCCUCGGUUCCGCGCUGUGGUGUCUGCGGCGCGUGAUGACGCGGCAGGACACAUUCCGCUCGGCGAUGACAACGCUCGUCAUGCACGGCGGGGAUGCGGACACCAAUGGUGCCGUUGCGGGCGCGCUGAUGGGCGCGCUGUGCGGCUACGCGUAUUUGCCACUGGAAUGGAGGGACGGCAUGCGCCACGGCGAGUGGUACCGCGGGAAGAUCGACGCGUUUUUCGUCGUGGCGGGGAUAAAGGACGGCAGCUACGAGUCGUCGGCGGACAGAGACACGGAGAUGGACGGCGGGCAGGGUGUGCUGAGUGAGGCGGAGAUGAAGCAACGGGAGAUGGAGAUCAUGGAGAGGAUCUUGUUGGCCGAUGCGGAGCGCAGACAGGCCGUCAACCGCAAGGUGCAACGCAGCAAGAAGUCGAGAUGGAUGUCUUGGUUGUCGAGCUGAACUCAGUCAAGCCUCUUGAUGAUAGGCAUCCUCGCUAUUCCGGGCUUGGAGUGUACAAGUCUAAUUCCGGUCUGAAUGGAGACAACUCUGCCGCUGCCGAGGAGGAGUGGAUAGGGCCAGUUGUGACCUGAAACCAUGUGGUGUGACUGAUGGCUUCAAGCUCAGACUCGGAGGACCAACUUUCCAAUCAACAGUCCUGUAACCUACGUUUCGCCAGCGAAGCGAUGAGUCAUCCGAAUGUGCUCUAAACCUCCUACCCAUAAUCGGGGUUCCCAUCGUCCUCCACUGGGGCAUCCAUCCGAGGUUAUCUCGAUUGUCACAAACUCGAUUGUGUUGCACCUGCGCUUAGUUUCCCCUCUCCUUUGGAGUCAAAAUCGCUGAUGAGACAGCGUAUGGCGCCUAGGCACGGCGGCGUUCGUCGUACGACAUGACUCGCCAGUAGGGGGGCAUAAGGAUGGGGAGAAUGCGCGACUAUACGUACAUAUUAGCGAUUUCUUGACGCAUAUCGGACAGCGGGUUGGUUCCGAGCGAGAUGAGAUCUGGUCAUGGAUACGAUCGGGACGCACGAAGGUCAACGAGAGUCGGACUAGGCUGGGUGUUUGGGUCACUGCCGUCCACUAGGCAGCAAGCUUGCGAGUAUAAAUAUACACUCGCAGCGAGAUAGGGAGAGGGGCUGUGCCGAGAAGUGGCUAUGACUUUCUAGCAUGACAGCAUGGACAGCGCCAUAUUGCCCAAUACCUCGCGCUCAUCUCGCAAGAAUGUUUAUAAGCCUGAUCGCUUCGCGCUCGCUUUCGUCCACUUUCCUCGAAGAUGACUUUUGAGACGAUCCCUCUCAACGACGGCAAGGAGAUACCGGCCAUCGCUUUCGGCACGGGCAGCGUGUACAAGUUCACGGACGUGACGCGUCUCGUCGCGCAGGCCCUCGAGUCGGGCUUCUGGCAUGUGGACACCGCUCAGUACUACGGCACCGAAGAGUUCGUCGGUGAUGUUAUCCGAGAGAGCGGCCUGGCACGGUCUGAGCUGUACAUCACCACCAAGUACAGCUGGCUGGGGAACGUCGCGGACGCGCUUCCACAAAGUCUUCAGAACCUGGGCCUGAAGUUCGUCGACUUGUAUCUGAUCCAUUCCCCGCGCCCCGGGUAUGAGGAGGUAUGGAAGACGGUGGAAUCGUUCCAGAAGCAGGGAUUCACCAAGAGCAUCGGCGUGAGCAACUUCCACCUGGAACAGCUCCAGAAUCUGCUGCAAACCGCGACUGUCUGGCCCGCCGUGAACCAAAUCGAGCUACAUCCGUACACGUACGCCGACUACAAGGAUACGAUCGAUUGGGCCCAGGAGCACGGGAUCGUCAUCGAAGCGUUCAGCAGUCUGAGCCCGAUCACCAAGUACCCUGGGGGGCCCGUCGACGUGCCCGUUGCGGCGGCGGCUGCCCGGUUGGGAAUCACGCCGACCCAGGUUCUGCUGUCGUGGGUGCGCGCCAAGGGUGCCGUCAUCGUCACGACGACGUCCAAGAAGGAGCGACUGCGGGAGUACCUUGCCGUCGGAGACCUACCGCCUUUGUCCGAUGAAGAUGUCGCCGCGAUCGACGCGGCGGGUGCGAAGGGUCCGCCGAGUAGCAUGCGCCUGCGGCUGAAGCGGAUGUCGCGGUCACGACAUUUCCGGGUGCUCGUUGCAGUGCUGCAGGUCGCGUUGUUCGUAUGGAUGUCGCUUUAUGUCGUACAUCGGUUCUUCCUGUGAACCGAAGCGGGCGUGCUUUCUAGUUUGACGUGUUGACUGGUUCGGCGAUCUGUGCGAACGAUCGGAGCCAUGCUUGUACAACCUCGUCUGACUGCACAUUGGCUAGCUUUGAAUCGCAUUGACCGAAUAGCUGGAGUUUUUAACACUUGAUCAACAACUCCUAGGCCGCUGAAGCUUGUGUCCCUACGCAAAUGCUCAACCAGUAUUGCCCUCUAACCUAUGUGUACUCUAUUUUGGAAGGGACAAAUCUUGAAAUUUGCCACUGCAGAAUGAAUACUGAAUCAGCUGAGAUGUGUGAAUCAAGA